GUAAAUUUUUGUUCCUUUUUCUUUUUAGUUUCUAUUUUUAUUUUCCUCUUGAAAAAAACCCAUUUAGGGUUACAACAAUCCACCCAUUUAGCGCAGAACAAUAAACAAGACUCGCAAUAACAACUGAACAACAGCACAGCUCCUCCUCCCUCAGCGACCACCUCCGGCUGUCCUCCUCCGGCCGUCGUUCUUCACAGAAGAAUCUGCAUACUACUGAUGGAUGAAUCGAUUCAAAAUGAGCAGCAACGUUUGACUCUAGUAACCAGAAAAGCAUGUUUUGGUCUACCAACAGCUUGCCCUUCGUGUUUGCCUGUUUACAUCUAUCUCAAACUUGCCAAAGUUCCCUUUGAUUUGUCUUACAAUCUCUCUUUUCCUGAUUCCGAUCAAAUUCCUUAUGUCGACGCUGAUACAUAUGUUGCUUACAACAAUGAAAAGGGUGGAGUAAUUGAAAGCUUAAAAGAAGAUAACAUCGUUAACCUGGACUCGGAAGUCCAGAAUCUUCCUGAAUGGGUAUCGGCACUUGCAAUGAUUAAUUCAUGGCUUUCAGAUGCUAUCUUGUAUGAACUAUGGGUAGCUUCAGACGGAAGUUCUGCACACAAGAUCUAUUACUCCGAUCUUCCAUGGCCAAUAGGAAAGCUUUUAUAUCUGAAGCAAGUGUACAAUGUGAAACAAUUGCUUGGGAUAUCGAAAGAUAACGCUGAAAGAAGGGAAGAAGAGAUUUAUAGGAGAGCUACUAUGGCUUACAAAGCUUUGUCAACUAGAUUAGGUGAAGAUUCAUUUUUUUCUGAUAACAGGCCAACUAGUUUGGAUGCUAUUUUUCUUGGGCAUGCUCUUAUUACACUCUAUGCAUUACCGGAAACAUCAGUGCUUCGUGGGAAGCUGUUGGAGCAAGCUAACCUUGUCCUUUAUGCUGAUAAACAUAAAGCGGAACUUUUAGAUGCCGCUUCCUCUUCAUCUUCUGAUCCAUCAUCAUCAUCAUCGUCAUCUGUACCAAGAAGAGGGCCUUCAAACUGGAGUUCAAAACCGAAGAGCCAGCCCAAGAGGGAAAGAACACAGGAAGAGAAAAUUUUUAGAAGAAAGGCGAAGUAUUUCUUGAUUACUCAGAUGGUUGCGGUUCUUGUUUUUCUUAGUCUUCUUGGUGGAUCUGAAGAUACUGAAGUUGAUGAUGCCGAUGGUGAUGAGGGUUUUGAUUAUGAAUAAUAAAACACGAAAAGCGUCUUUUUGAUCUUUGAAGUUACCUUGUUCAUUUCAGUUUUUCUGUUAUGUGGAAAUUUUUGAACACAUGCACAUACAUUCAACUGAGUUGUGAGAAAUAGAUGAGAUAAACCUGAAGCAGGAUAGUUUGCUUCUUGGUUCUUAAAACAAUUUUAAGAUUCAAAAUGUGUUUUGUUUCAUGUUCCAUACU
Molecule: messenger RNA, 1405 nt
Organism: Helianthus annuus (common sunflower)
Lineage: Eukaryota; Viridiplantae; Streptophyta; Magnoliopsida; Asterales; Asteraceae
Product: mitochondrial outer membrane import complex protein METAXIN
Exons: 7
Coding region: 217-1200 (327 amino acids)
Source: RefSeq, a predicted model, not a curated record